Molecule: messenger RNA, 1905 nt
Organism: Carica papaya (papaya)
Lineage: Eukaryota; Viridiplantae; Streptophyta; Magnoliopsida; Brassicales; Caricaceae
Gene: ROPGAP3
Product: Rho GTPase activating protein with PAK-box/P21-Rho-binding domain-containing protein
Biological process (GO): signal transduction
Molecular function (GO): GTPase activator activity
Source: RefSeq, a predicted model, not a curated record
CACAAAAUCCAAAGAAAACCAAAUGUCUUCAUCACCCCACUUCAUUCCUCAACUUCAAGCAAUCUCUUCUUCUUCUUCUUCUUCUUCUUCUUCUUCUUUCCAUCACCAAACAAACCCACCUCACCUUUUUCUACCUACAAUAUUUAUACCCGCUCCACCCUUCUCAUUAUUAUAUUUUAUAUUCAAUGUCUCUCUGUCUCCGUCUUCUUUUGUCACAGUGUCAAGCGUCAAAUAGCUUCCUUAUCGUUAUCACACUCCUAAAUUCUACUUAACAACAAGGAUUACUACCAGUUAAAUAACUAAUGACGAGACUCUUUCGAUCCAAGUCUUGCGGACUCGUCGGAGUAUCUGACUUCAACGCGGCUCCACCGACUCCCUUCUUUCACAAUUACAAAAACGACGACGAAGAAGAAGAAGAAGAAAAGGAAAAGGAAGACACUGAAGAAGAGGACAAGGGAGACAGAAAUGCUGAUGACAUGUCCAAAAACCCGAUAUCGACCCCGUUUAUUAGCCCGGAUCCGAAGUUUGGAGCAGGGAAAGCUCGCAGGAAUUCUGGGUCGGGUCAUAACCCGUUCCUGGAUGUCUUGGUUGCGGCUCUGAGGAAGUCGCUGGUUACGUGCAGCGUGGAGCCGGAAGAUGUUUCCUCCAUGGAUAUUGGGUGGCCGACUGAGGUAAGGCACGUUUCGCACGUGACCUUCGACCGGUUCAAUGGGUUCCUGGGUCUUCCCACUGAGCUGGAGCCUGAGGUUCCCAGGAAAGUUCCCAGUGCCAGUGCAAGUGUAUUUGGAGUGGCUGCAAAGUCCAUGCAGUGUUCUUACGAUGGCAGAGAAAACAGUGUGCCUACUAUCCUUCUUAUGAUGCAAAAGCGAUUGUAUGCAGAAGGAGGCCUUAAAGCAGAAGGAAUUUUUAGAAUAAAUCCUGAGAACAGCCAAGAAGAGUAUGUUCGAAGCCAGCUAAACAGAGGUCUAUUGCCACUUGGAAUCGAUGUCCAUUGUUUGGCUGGUUUGAUAAAGGCAUGGUUUAGAGAACUUCCAACUGGGGUACUUGAUUCCCUCACACCGGAACAGGUUAUGCACUGCAACACAGAAGAUGACUGCGCUCAACUUGUUACAUUACUUCCUUCAACAGAAGCUGCACUACUUGACUGGGCUAUCAACUUAAUGUCAGAUGUGGUGCAGCAUGAACAGUACAACAAGAUGAAUGCCCGGAAUAUUGCUAUGGUUUUUGCGCCUAACAUGACUCAGAUGGCAGAUCCUUUGACUGCACUGAUUCACGCUGUGCAAGUAAUGAACUUCCUCAAGACACUGAUCUUGAAGAACCUAAGAGAAAGAGAGGAAGCAGCUGCCAAACCUAAGUUGCUCAUAUCUUGCUCGGAUUCUCCUAGCAAUGAAAGUGACCCCCACUCAUCCAAACUAAAAAUAGGAGGAUCUUGUGAACCAACUAUGAAUGCUUCUGCCCUCGAGAGACCUGGCAUCAAUAAGUUCUUGAGGGUCAGUACAUUUAAUAGGUUGGAGUCCAAUAGUAAGGAAAAGCUAUGGGGAUUCCAGAAGAAGAGUGAUGAAGAAGAAGAAAUUGAGUUGGUUUUAGGUAGCAGUUGUACGCUGAGUGAAAUGGGAUCCUUGGAAAACAGAUGUAGAGGUGGAUAUGAUGGUGGGGAUUGGCUAAGUUUGAGAAAAGGAAUGAGGAGGCUGUGCAGGCAUCCUGUAUUUCAGUUGAGCAAACGAGCUACGAAGACUUGAGAUCUGGGGAUUGUAAAUACUCGGGAAAGAGGUAGGGAAGCUUGGGCAUGAAAUUUAUGUCGUUUCAAUUUUGUGGCCUUUGUCAUUUAUAUGUUGUUUGUGUAAUAUUAUACAUUGCUAGUUGUUGGGAUUUUAUUAGGAUGAAAAAAACUUAAAUUUUCAUUGA